CGUCCGUCAACCGGUCGUCGUGUGCGUUGUUGCGCUUGCCGUCGUCGAUGUUUCAGUGCGUGCGUUUGUUUUUUUUUUAAUUUCCGUUUUGUGUUGUGCGUUACUUACGAAAUCGGCAUAUAUAUUCUACGCUUUUGAACGUCGAGUCGCCGACCGAAAGCCAAAAAUCGCUGGACCGUUGGAUAUUUUACAGUUAACGCGUAACCGUGUGUUGAUCAUGAUGACGCCGUCGACGCGUCCGCCGCCGACGGACGGACCGUCUUGAACGUCGGUCGCGGUCACAUAUGAAACCGAUCACGUUCGAAAAUCUCCGGCGGCUGAUCGGCGGCCGCCGGAAAAACAAGGACCGCAACGAUCAGUCGCCGUUCAAGCGCAGUGAAUCGUUCAAGCGGAUAUCCAUCAGGAGGAACUAUCUGGAGGGUCGCGGCCAGAAGGGAGGCAGGAAUCCCACCAGGAAACAUUUGCCACUCCCGGAGCCGCCGGUGGCGUCCGAGGGUCGCGACCGACAGGAGCCGGACGUCCAACGGAGGAGGUCCGUUACUCCGCCACCUCCGGCGUCGCCACAGCCGCCGUCGUCCCGUCGACCUACCGCCCGAGUACCCGAAGUGUCAUCUGCAAUAGCGGCGCCGGUCAUCGAUUACGGCGAGUGGAUCCGGUGCAUAAGAGCCGAAGAAGACCUGAACAACCUGAAGAAGAUCGUUUCGCCCCCGACGCCGCCCAACAGAUACUACAGGGACAGGUACAAGGAGCUGGACGACAGCAGCCGAGCCGACUCGGCUAUCAGUCUGGGCCGCAUAUGGAUGGACGCGCCCAUGUUACCGCCGGCCGCGCCCCGUAGUCUAGAGUUGCCGGCCCGGCCGGUGACGGACAACGAGCGCCGGGCCCACCAUUCGCUGGAGAGUGCCCUCAAGGACAAGCGCGAUGACCGGCCCGUACCCAACCGCCGGUUCCACCGGUACCCUCACGUGGACUGCAAGUCGGCGUCCCGUUCGUCGAUAGCCACGUCCACGUGCUCCGGCAAGGACUCCGGGUUCAGCGUGUCCGCGCCCGGUCUUUCGGACCCGCCCCAACCGUCGCGGCAGUUGUUCCGUAAAAAAGCGUCCAAACAGCGGCCGUCCGUCUCGGCGGCGCAACAACAGUACGUCUCGCCGUCCGUCUCGUCGCAAGAGCUUUACCAGGUCGUGGUGGCCAGGGCGCCGCUACGGCACCACCAACAGCUCAAGUUGGACCCGAUGAUGUUCGUUGCGCCCGAAAAACGACGUGCGACCGCCGUCGUCCAACCGAAGCGGCCGGUAGUCGAGAUCCGAGACUACUGCGUGCCCAAGGACGCCCGUCUGGAAUUGCAGGAUGACGAGGAUCAGCGACAAGAGCUGGAGGAAAGACUGUACGAGUCGAUAUCCAAGGGUCGUUGCCGGUGGCAGGACACCACGGACGACGCGGACACCGAAGACGAUCGGACGGUCAUCCCUAGAGUCGUUAUAUUCGCCGGUGCCGCAUCUAAUUCCAACGCGGCUGUCGCAAGAAACCGCGUCAAGAGGAAAAAGUCAGCACGACGCAACAUCAAAUAUGUGGUGAAACCUGUCCGGAGGGCGCCGUCGACUGCGUCCCGGAAACCCAGCGUGGCCGCCAAAACCAAAUCCGCCUGGAUAUCAAGUGACAUUACGCAGAAAGGGUAUGAGAAGAAGAGAACGAGGCUUUUGGCUCCUCAUGUUCCAAAACAGACCCAAGCUGCUCCCCCUUCGUCGGCCUCCUCCAACAGCAGCAGCAAACAGCCGUGCGCCCAACAUCAGCAUCAUCAGCACCGCACCAGGCGCACACAAAGACGGGUCACACAUAAUGAAAAAAGAUAUCAUUCAGAAGUACGACAAGAAGCGGUUCAGCAAGCUCUGGCCGCCAUGCAAUCCAGACCUAAACCGUCUUUGCCGAUGCCAAGUAAACGCACUUCGGUCAUGGCUCGUAGCCCGGACCGAUCGGGAACCGCCCGAAACGAAACCGAUUCCAGUUCGGACGAUGACAGCGUAGGCGAUCAGGCGCCCGGCAAAGACGUCAGAGACGGUCGAGGAAGCGGUGGCCGAGGAGGACGGAGUAGUGGCGCUGAAACCAGCAGUACCGGCGGAUCGGCCAGGGACACACAGCCACCACACCCCAAGACGACUCACUCGACGACCGCUCAACAACAACAAUUAUUAAUUCAACAGCAAUUACAACAGCAGCAGCAGCAACAACAACACAGGCAUCAUCACCAUCAUCACCAUACAAAGAUCCCUAACGGCGCUCCCGGAGGUGGCGUGUCCAGCAACAACGUGCCUAGCUACUGGGACGAGUCCAAGACGAUUAUUGAGUCCAAGGCUGAGCAAGACAAGCUUCUCAAGCGCAGCAAACCCGAAGUGACUGAAGUCGCCGACGCGCUGCACAAUAACAUCCGACCUCCGUACCCUCAACCCCCAGACGUGACCAACAACGUGACGCAAUCCAGGAGAUACGCCCCCGCCGACCGGGUAAACCGGUACAGCAGAGAUUCCAGACAGUCGUCCAGUGACGACGGCAUGGGCACUGUGUCCAGCAGCGGUCGUUGGAAAGUGUCGGCCAAAAUACAGCAGUUGCUCAACACCCUGAAGCGACCCAAAAGGCGACCGCUGCCGGAGUUCUACGAGGACGACGACAUGGAACUGGAGAUAGCAGCCAACCCCAAAGAUCCGAACGCGCCUCGGCCCGAAGGAGCUUACAUGACUCCGGCUGUGGGUGAACCACUAUCCGUGCCGUCCGGACUGCCGCGAAAUUUGGAAGCCGCUCUCCAACGAUACGGUUCGAGCACGUUCAAAGCGCCGGUCGCAACCGUCCUGGAUCCCAACGGCAAAUUAAGCAUCACAUUGUCCUACGGUAAACUCCUAAGCAGAUCUCACAAAGUGGCCUACACCCUGUUGAAUCGUCCUCUAGUCAAGGGCAACGGUGGCGGAGAGUGUCUGAAGCACGGCGACCGUGUAGCUCUAGUCUAUCCAAAUAGCGAUCCGUUAAACUUCUUGUGCUCGUUUUACGGAUGUCUUUUCGCCGGCAUCGUGCCCGUACCAAUCGAAGUGCCAUUGACUCGCCGGGACGCCGGUUCUCAACAAAUCGGGUUUCUGCUGGGUAGUUGCGGCGUGCAGGUCGCACUCACGUCGGACGCGUGUCUUAAAGGUCUGCCCAAAACGGCCACCGGCGAAGUGGUGGCUUUCAAGGGCUGGCCGAAGCUGCAUUGGUUCGUCACCGAACACCUGCCCAAAACCCCCAAAGACUGGUGUCCGCCUCCGCACAUUGGCGAGGACAGCCCGUCUUACAUAGAGUACACCACCGAUAAAGACGGCUCGGUGAUGGGCGUCAGCGUCAGUCGCACGGCCAUGUUGAACCAAUGUCGGGCGCUGACCCAGGCCUGCAAUUACACCGAAGGCGAUACCAUGGUGUGCGUGUUGGACUUCAAACGGGAGACCGGGCUUUGGCAUUCGGUGCUGACUUCGAUACUGAACGGAAUGCACGUCAUCUACAUACCGUACGCGCUGAUGAAAGUCAAUCCGGCCUCGUGGAUGCAAAUGAUAACCAAGUACAGAGCUAGCGUGGCCGUUGUAAAAUCCAGAGACCUGCAUUGGGGCCUGUUGGCGACCAAAGACCACAAGGACAUAGUGCUGAGUUCGUUGAGAUUGCUUUUGGUCGGCGACGGCGCUAACCCGUGGUCGCUGUCUUCGUGCGAUCAAUUUUUAGCGGUGUUCCAACCCAAAGGUCUGCGGCCCGACGCUCUAUGUCCGUGCGCUUCCUCUAGCGAAUGUCUCACGGUGUCAGUACGAAGACCCGGCAGAGCUGGAGUGAACGCCACCGGCCGGGGCGUGCUGUCCAUGUCAGGUCUGAGUUACGGCGUGGUGCGAGUAGACCAAGAGAACUCUCUGACUUCGCUGACGCUCCAGGACUGCGGUCAAGUCAUGCCGAAUUGUUCGAUGAUUGUCGUCAAAAUGGACGGUAUACCAUACAUGUGCAAAACUGACGAGGUAGGAGAAAUAUGCAUGGGCGGCCUGGGAACGACCACGUGCAACUAUUGGGGCCUGCCCGGUCUGUCCAACGCCACGUUCCGGGUGUCGCCGAUAAGCGAAGACGGCAAGCCCAUGAGCGAUACCAUAGAAUACACCCGGUCCGGACUGCUAGGGUUCCUGGGACCUGGCGGCCUGGUGUUCGUGUGCGGGUCCCGUGACGGACUCAUGACGGUGACGGGGCGCAAGCAUAACGCCGACGACAUCAUCGCCACGGUGCUGGCCGUGGAACCGAUGAAGUUCAUUUACAGAGGUAGGAUAGCGGUGUUCGCCAUUAGGGUGUUGCGGGACGAGCGCAUAUGCGUUAUCGCCGAACAGCGGCCGGAGUGCAGCGAAGAAGAGAGCUUCCAGUGGAUGUCCAGGGUGUUGCAAGCGGUCGACUCCAUCCACCAGGUCGGUCUUUACUGUUUGGCCCUGGUGCCGCCCAAUUAUCUGCCGAAAACGCCGCUGGGAGGAAUACAUUUGUCCGAGUGCAAACGUCGGUUCCUGGACGGCAACUUGCAUCCCGCCAACGUGCUGAUGUGUCCACACACUUGCGUCACCAAUUUGCCCAAACCCCGAGAAGUGCAUUCAGUGGGCGGUACCGUUUCAGAGGUGGGACCCGCUUCAGUCAUGGUCGGUACAAUAGUCCAAGGCAACCGGCUGGCCACAGCCCAAGGACGCGACAUAGGUAUCAUCGACAUGGAAUCCGACUCCAACAAAACCUAUCUGUUCAUAUCCGAAAUACUGAAAAUGAGAGCCAUCAGAGACCCGGAUCACGUCAUAUUCACCUUGUUAAACGCCAAGGGAGCGUCGGCGGCCACUAUGACUUGUUCGCAGCUGCACAAGAGAGCGGAAAAGGUGUCAAAUCUGCUGAACGAGAAAGCCAAGGUGAACACAGGCGAUCACGUAGCGCUCAUCUUCCCGCCAGGGAUCGAUCUCAUUUGCGCGUUCUACGGCUGUUUGUAUGUGGGUGCCGUUCCCGUGACCAUACGACCGCCACACCCGCAAAACCUUCAGACGACGUUACCGACGGUCCGGAUGAUCGUGGACGUGAGCAAGUCCACCUUAGUCUUGUCAAACCAGAAUGUCAUCAAGCUGCUCAAGUCCAAGGAAGCCAGCAACGUUGUCGACGUCAAAUCGUGGCCCACCAUACUGGACACAGACGACGUGCCAAAGAAGAAAAUCGUGCCGUCUUACCGGGCGCCGACCGCCGAACUGCUAGCUUACUUAGACUUCAGCGUUUCCACCACCGGAAUGUUGGCCGGCAUAAAAAUGUCGCACGCGGCCGUCACGUCGCUAUGCAGAUCUAUGAAACUGGCGUGCGAACUGUAUCCAUCCAGGCACAUUGCUUUGUGCUUGGACCCUUACUGCGGUCUGGGUUUUGCCCUGUGGUGCUUAAGCAGUGUGUAUUCUGGUCAUCAUUCUAUACUCAUACCUCCGUCGGAAAUUGAAGUCAACCCGGGCUUGUGGCUGUCGGCCGUCAGCCAGUACCAAGUUCGCGAUACAUUUUGUUCGUAUGGCGUAAUGGAACUCUGUACCAAAGGACUGGCGUCGUCCGUUGGACUUCUGAAGCAGCGAGGAGUCAAUUUGGCUUGCGUACGCACUUGUGUGGUAGUGGCCGAGGAGAGGCCCAGAAUCAACCUGACCACUUCGUUUUCUAAACUGUUUUCGGCACUGGGCCUCAGCCCACGGGCUGUGUCUACCAGUUUCGGGUGUCGCGUCAACGUGGCCAUAUGUCUACAAGGGGCGUCCAGCCCGGAACCGUCGUGUGUGUACGUGGACUUGCGGGCCCUGAGGAACGACCGUGUGUCGCUGGUGGAACGUGGUAGCCCGCACUCGCUGUGUCUGCUCGAGUCGGGCAAACUGUUGCCCGGCGUUAAAGUCAUCAUCGCUCAUCCGGACACCAAAGGCCACUGCGGAGAUUCCCAUCUGGGCGAGAUAUGGGUGCAAGCGCCCCACAACGCCAGCGGUUACUUCAGCACAUUCGGUAGCGAGACGUCGGACAGCAGUGGUAGUGGUGGCAUCGGUGGUGCUGGUGGUUCAGACCAAUUCAACGCGAGACUGGUGACCGGCAGCACGGGCGAAGUGUACGCCAGGACUGGUUACCUGGGCUUUUUGAGGCGCACCGAGUCCACAUCGACUCCUUCCAGCACGGCCUUGCACUCCACAGACACCAUCGACAUCAUGUCCCUGAGCGACCUGUCCAUGGCCUCCUCCAACCAGUCAACUCUCAGUAGCAACGCACCCUUAGCUGUUUCUUCAACCGAAGCGCCUGAACUUCAUGAUGCCGUUUUCGUGGUCGGUGCCCUAGACGAGACUAUCAUUUUGCGAGGCAUGCGCUAUCAUCCAAUCGACAUUGAAAACAGUGUCAUGCGUUGUCAUAGAAAGAUAGCGGAAUGCGCCGUUUUUGCCUGGACCAAUCUCCUAGUGGUGGUCGUAGAACUUGACGGAAAUGAAAGCGAAGCGCUCGACCUCAUACCAUUAGUGACCAACGUUGUGCUUGAAGAACAUCAUCUGAUCGUCGGUGUUGCCGUGGUUGUCGAUCCAGGAGUUGUUCCCAUAAAUUCUCGUGGCGAAAAGCAACGCAUGCACCUACGCGACGGUUUCCUAGCUGAUCAACUCGAUCCCAUCUAUGUAGCUUAUAACAUGUAAUUGUGACCGUACCACGGGUCUAGUUUUGUUUUUAGAUAAAUUUAUUAGUUGUGAUACAUAAAAUUAUUAAUUAUUAUUAUAUGAAAAAAAAAAAAAUAAUAAAGCGUCGUACAUAGGUGACUUAAACUAUAUUACGAUAAAUAUUAUCGAAUUAAAAAAAUAAAUUAUAGAUAUUCAAAGAAACUGAUGAUACACAAAUAUAUGUUGUAUUAAUUAAUGGACUCUUCAAAAAAAAUGGUCCUAUUGUGAGAUAGUUUUUUUAUUAUUAUUAUUUUUUUUUUUUUUUUAAGUUGCCAUAUAUGUGUACGCCUGGCGGUUGUGAUAAAUUCUCGGGCAACCAUUUCUCCGCUCCUCAUCUUCGUUGCUUUUCUCCUUCGUCCAUCCCUUUUUUGACUAUUAAAUAUGACCUAGUCGUAAAUAUACAUACAUACUUACAUGAUUAUAUAUUAGAAAUUUUAAUUUAUAAACAUAAUAUAUACAACUAUUAUCAAACACUGCAAAGCUUUUCUUAUAUUCUUUUAUUAUUAAAAUAUAUAUAAAUUAAAAAAAUAAUAAUCACAAGCAAAAUUUAUAAAUAUUAAUAUAAAGUAUAUUUAUAUAAUAUAAAUAUUGUGCAAUCUUAAUUUGAUAAAAUUAUAUAUUUUGGACAUGUGCAGUAACGAUGGCGCGACACACACAUACCAUAAAAGUGUCGUCGCCCGUCGCUAAUGCCUGACGUGCCUCAAUAUUUUUGUAAAUAACAAUAUAUAAAUAUAUUUAGUAUAUUAUAUGUUUAAGUUUAAAAAAGACCCCUAUAAGAAAACAAUGUAAGUGUGACACCCGUUAUUUUUCUUCUAUUUUUUAGACAAGUCUUUUGUUUACACAAUAAAAUAAAAUUGAAAAAAUAGAUGCCAAAAUGUUGUAUUAGUGCUCAUUAUGUUUUUUUUUUUAUUUAUUAUAAGCAUAAAAUAUUAUAUUAAAACUUAUUUGGUUUUAUCUUGUGUUUGUGUGUGCAUAUUAAGUGUG
Messenger RNA from Adelges cooleyi (spruce gall adelgid), 7691 nucleotides. RefSeq names its product disco-interacting protein 2 (gene DIP2). Bases 285 to 6686 code for a protein of 2133 amino acids. Lineage: Eukaryota; Metazoa; Arthropoda; Insecta; Hemiptera; Adelgidae. The record is from RefSeq and is a predicted model, not a curated record. The transcript has 19 exons.